AUUGAUAACAUUAGAACGACGAGGAAGCACCGCCCGCUCGUCUUCGCCGGGAGGCGCUGUGGACAUGAAACUAGACGGAAAUACGCACUGAUUCGUCACCAAUGAAGGAGAAAAAGUAAAGUGCAACAUGGCGACUCCCAUGCAUAGAAUAAUAGCCAGGAGGCAAGCGGAGGCAAAUAAACAACAUGUGCGCUGUCAGAAGUGUUUGGAGAUGGGACACUGGACCUACGAAUGCACAGGGAAGCGGAAAUACGUGCAUAGACCAUCAAGGACAGUCGAGAUGAAAAAGAAACUGAAGGAGAAUGAAAACAAACCCGACAGCAUCACUGGACCAGGAAGAGAAGAAUCCAGUGAGAAGAAAAUUAAAAAGAAGGCUAAAGACUCCAGUGACAGCAGCAGCGAUUCAGACGGCUCCUCCAGUGACUCAUCGUCAGACAGCAGCGACUCCUCCAGCUCCUCUUCAGAUGACAGCGACAGCAGCAGCGACAGCGAUGAUGAUAGCUCUUCAUCUUCGUCAUCCUCCUCCUCGUCCUCUGAUAGCUCAGACUCAGGAAGCAGCAGCGAUUCAGAUCAAGGACCUCCAAAGAAGAAGAAAAAGAAGAAAUGAAUAUAUGAGUUAGAAUAUGUGGGGUUUCUUAGUGUUGUUUUCCUGGAGUCAAUUUUAUCUUUCCACAUUUUUUUGUUCGUUCUCAAACCCAUCAAUUCACAGUUGGACAGAUCUGAAGCGUAUAGAUUUAUUAGACGAGAAGAGAAAAAGAGAUCAUUUUGGGUUGACCAUUGUUUCAUAUGUUCUGUUCUCAAAGCAUUUCCUCUAUUAAUGUGAUUUUUUUUUAAAAGUUUGUUCGUCUGCUGAGAAAACAUGAGGAAUCUAGCGCGCUUGUCCGUGUUUAAUCUUGUGAUUUUUGUACUAAAGUAUAUUUUUAGUCAAACUUAAUCUGUACAGCUCAACAACACAAGCUUAAUAAAGCAACAUCAUAAUUAGAACUGAAAUGUUUUAAUAUGAGACCUUUUAAUGCGUUGAAUAAGAUUUUGUUAAAAAC
Molecule: messenger RNA, 1040 nt
Organism: Scomber japonicus (chub mackerel)
Lineage: Eukaryota; Metazoa; Chordata; Actinopteri; Scombriformes; Scombridae
Gene: zcchc10
Product: zinc finger, CCHC domain containing 10
Exons: 5
Coding region: 128-607 (159 amino acids)
Molecular function (GO): zinc ion binding; nucleic acid binding
Source: RefSeq, a predicted model, not a curated record